Molecule: messenger RNA, 2594 nt
Organism: Triticum urartu
Lineage: Eukaryota; Viridiplantae; Streptophyta; Magnoliopsida; Poales; Poaceae
Biological process (GO): protein deubiquitination
Cellular component (GO): cytosol; nucleus
Molecular function (GO): cysteine-type deubiquitinase activity
Source: RefSeq, a predicted model, not a curated record
CCCCUUCCGCCGAGCAAUUCGCCCCGCCUUUUUGAUCCCCCGCCAGGCCACCGCCUCGAUUAGUCUCCCCACCCCCCUCCAAUCCACUGAACAAUCUCUCGCCUUCCGAUUUCCCCCCAAUUUCCGCGGCCCCCCUCUCCCCCAUCUCGCACCAACCUCUCCGCCACCUACCCCUGCCAAACCCUAGCCGGCGCUUGCUGCCCGACUGAUGGCGGACGACGACGCCGCCGCGAGCCUGAGCCAGCCCUCCCCCGCGAAGGGCGACAUCUCUCUAGAAAAUGGGGAUGAGAAAAGUAAGCAGUGCCAACCAUUCUUCUCCAUGUGCCAACCGCUUCAGGCUGUUAGCUAUUCAAAUUCCUGGGAUAGUGUUUGUGCUCCUGCAGCAACAGAACCUUGUCAAACUAGCGGCUUGGAUUCAGUGGAUGAUGAAUACAUGCCAAGUGCACCUUCUUUUCCUGAUAGCCAGCAGCCCCAUUCUGAGAGCAUUUCUGCUGUAGUAGAUGAAUCAAACAAGUUAUGUUCACCACCUUCACCUACGGAUAAGGAAUGUGAUGUGGAACAACUUCAGCUGGAAUCUGAGGAAUUAUUGGAUGACUCAGGUGUGCUAGAUGGGGAAAUAAGGCAGCAGUCAGAACCCCUUACCACAGAUGAACCCAGUUCUGUUGAUGAAAUCAAAAAAUGGGGGGCGGAUACUAAGCAGCACUCACCACCCCUUCAUAACACUAAGCAUUGGAGCUCAAAUCGUGCCCUUGAACCUUCUGACAAUGAAAAUAAGCCGCUCUCCUUGUUUUUUUCUCGCUUCAGACAACCCCAGUCAGUGGGAGCUGGUCUUCGGAAUAUGGGGAACACAUGCUUCUUAAAUGCAACUCUUCAGUGCAUAACUCAUACUGUCCCACUUUUUAAGAAGCUCCGCUGCACUGACCACUCUACUCCAUGCUCAUAUGAUGAAGAUGGGUUCUGUUCCUUUUGCGCCCUUAAAGAACACAUUGAAGAAUCAAUUCGAAGGUCUGGAGCUGUUUUAGUGCCAGCGAGGUUCAAAGAUAAUUUAAGCAAAUUAUCGUCAGAUUUUAGACCAGGACAGCAAGAGGAUGCACAUGAGUUCCUUCGUUGCUUGCUCGAUAAUUUGCACAAAUGCACCCUUGAUCCCAAGUCAAAGGGGAAGCCCUCAUCUUUUGAUGAGGAAAGUAUUGUCAAACAGGUGUUUGGUGGUCGGCUUAAAAGCCUGUUGACAUGCCGUGAUUGUGGUCACUGUUCGGAGACAUUUGAGCCCUUCCUGGAUCUCAGCUUGGAGAUUGAUCAGGUUGAUGACCUUGUUGCUGCUUUGGAAUCUUUUACCAAGGUGGAGCAAGUUGGUGACGAUGAGAACAAGCUCACCUGUGAAAGUUGUAAAGUUCAAGUUUGUAAGGAUAAGCGGCUUGUGCUUGAUAAAGCACCUGAUGUCAUUGCAUUUCAACUCAAGCGCUUCACCACCCUUGACAAUUCCAUUGAAAAGAUUGACAAACAUGUGGCAUACCCACCAGAACUUGAUUUGAAGCCUUUCCACAAUAAUCCAGACAAGGAGGAACUAAUGUAUGAUCUUUAUGGCGUUGUUGAGCAUUCUGGCUUACCUAACUAUGGCCAUUAUGUGUGCACUAUUCGUUCUUCACCAAGCACCUGGCACUUGAUGAAUGAUUCAAAUGUUGAUUCUAUUACUGAGACGUGUGCACUAAACCAGGAAGCAUAUAUACUCUUCUAUGUUAGGCAGGGCAUGUUUCCGUGGUUCUCAAGUUUGCUAGAGGAGGCCAGGAGUGGUGCAUCUCCUGUGUCAGUUUUGGAUAAUAUAGAUGCAGACUGUUUAACUUCCAGUAAUAGAAGUCCUGGCGAUAAGUUUGAGAUUGGUGAAACAAGUGAAUGCAAAACAUCUCUCCUUGCUGAGGAACCAACUAAGAGAUCUUCAGUUGAUGCUUCCAACAGCACAAAGAAAAAAGAAGAAACCACUCCACUCAGAGCAUCUUUCCAAGAUGAUGUGGGGAGGAGGCAUGCCCCUAGUGCUUCAGAAAUCACCAAUCUGGAGAGACCAUCAACUCCACCUCCAUGUCCCAAGCGAACGAUCUCUGUUGAUGACUUUGAGGUGUUUAAGUUUGAGGAAUUUGAUGACAAGGACACUCCUCUGAUGCCAAAGUCUGAGCAUCAACUGAAGGUGAAGAAACCGAAGGCUGCUUCUGCAUCUAAAUCUGUGAAGGGCCCUAGUGUGGACAAAAACGCAACACGGUUGAUGAGGGGCAUGCCAUCUGCACGAAGAAAAGGCCUGCUGGACUGCAUGAUCUCACAGCAGAAUGUUGCGCAGGAGCCCCGCAGGGGCUCUCGAAGUGACCCUCUGGGCAAAAAGAAGAGGAAGCUGGACACCAACUCGGUGGCAGUUCUUCAGUACUGAUUAUUUUUCUAGUCAGGUUAGAAUGUCUAAAUCCUUUUGCUGUACGUAGUUUCCAAUCCGUCCCUUUUCUUGGGGAUCAACUCAGGAUGCAAUAGAGCUUAAGAGUUUAGGCUAAGAUUUUCUUUUCUGCUUUCUGAUACGGAAUUCCUUGCCUAUAUAUAUAAAAUAUAUUUUUGCUUGA